CAAAUCGCUAAACACGUGAGGAGAGUUGUUUGUUGAUAAAUCAGGAUGUCCUUAUACAUGUCUGGAAAAACAUGGUGUUUGAAAAGAGUGAGAAAGUCACAAUAUCUGUAGUUGGAUAUCCAGGUUCAGGAACGGGUGUUCGUCAACACGUUGGGAAAUCUUGUCUGAUAAAUCGUUUUAUAGCACCAUAUAGAUUUAAUGAAAAUCACUUAUCCGUCUUAAGUUUAUCGGAUUACGAUGGUGAAGUUAUCUGUUCAAGCCACUGGCUGUAUUGGGGGGAAAAUAGUGUGAAUGUUAAUGGCUGUAGACUACAUAUCCGAAUAAUUGAACAGUGCGAUUUCGUGGAUGACCAUCUUUUCCAGCCUCUUUUCGAACCCAGAACGUAUGAAGAACGGUGUUUGGACUCCAAAAUCACUCUGCAUUCAAGAAAGUUGUCUUACAUAUGCAAGGAGCAGCUUGGACAUGAAUCAGCUUUUCCUCAGGUUUAUCUUGAACCCACCACUCUAUUUGUUAAUGCUUUUGUAUGUGUAUAUGACAUCUCAUUAUGUGGUCCUUCAGCUCUACAGCAAGCCGCCUUCUUAGGAUAUAUAAUCACUCGUCUUUCUUCGCUUAAAAUUCCAGUGGUUAUCGCAACAUCCAAACAUGAUAUGGGUGUUUCGAGUCAAGCCUCAACUCUCUUAAAGGACACACUAAAUGGAUUUAAAAAGGAUUGGAUGAAAAAUUUAUGCAUUGUAGAGACAUCUUCACGCCUAAAUGUAAAUGUCAAGACUGUUUUUCAAUGUGCUGCAAUUUUUGGACAUCAUAAACUUGCUAAAAAUCACCCAACGAACGAAGACCGUUUCUUAUGUGUUUCGGGAAGUCGAUGUGUUCUAGCAUACCUUGGAUUCAAUAUGCUGCGAAUCCAUGUGACACAAACGUUCAUUCUAUUAUCAAUGAGUCUCCGAAUGUUCAACAUGCAUCUUAUUUUCUCCCACUUGAACAAUCUCUCACAUUUCCUAAACACAAUAGCAAACUUAGAAUCCCUGAAAGAAUCAUCUUACCACAGAUGAUCUGCGGAAACAAUCCAAACAUUCCUACUACAAAUCCCAAUUCACCCUUGGAAACGAAAAUCUGUCAAAUGAAUGCAAAUCCGUUUCCAAAUACCCAUUUUUCUCAAAAUAGUUCUGUUCAAGACGUAACUUUACCAAAAAUAAGCGAUUUAUGUGAUCCAUCUGUCCUACUUACUCCUCCACCACCUCUGUUACCUGGUUCAUGUAGUCCAAGUUCCUUCGAACAAACCAACUCAUCUUCCAUUUCAAUUCGCAAUUCGGUAGCACUUAACGCUAAAUGUUCAGACUUAUCUCGUCACAUUACUUCUGGAACUCCGUUUGUGAAGAUUUAUGUACAUGGACAAACAGAUACCUCUAGUUAUACUGCAAAAGCAAUGCGAGAUCUUUGUCCAUUAGAAAUUUACAAUAAUAAAAAUGGACGUCAGUUUCAUGUCGUAAUUCUUUCGAAUUCUUCUAGAACUCGCUGUAAUCAAGUACCCAUUCUCCCUGAUUCUUCUCAGUUCUACUCAGAUCCACCUAAUCCUCCCCAAAAUGGUCUGACGAUUCAACCCACUCAUUUUUCUCUGACAGCAUCACAUAUGUCAGCGUUCUCUGCCCCAAAUAGUAGUCCAUUGGGAAGCAGUUUGGUUGUCACUUCUGGUAAUAAUAAUAAUAAUAAUAGCAAAGAUUACAGUCCAACCGCUGAUUCAGUACAAGAAAAUUUGACACCAACACCAAAUUCGUUUCAAAAUCUUAAGGCUAAUCACUUGGAUACUUCAGCAGAAUAUUGUAUUUAUUUAUUCAUAUACAAUACUGUUGACGAGCUUUUAGAAUGUUAUGAACAAAUCAAACAUGAAUCAUCAAUUUCCACAGUGCAAAAACCAAUAAAAGUUUUGGCUUAUUUACGCUGCAGUAAUGGUAAUAUAUUUGAAAAAAGCAAUAUAAUUCUUUCUGGACUAGCAAUAUCAUCUCGUUUUAGAAUACCUUAUUUAGCUGUAAAUUCUGAAUUAAUGGAAGUACUUCUGGACAAUCUCCUUUGUUUAACAAUCAAUACCCAACUCGAAAAAAAUCAAACAACAUACACUUCCAAUCCUAAUAAUUCAUUUAUUGACUGGAAAAGUUUCAUAAAUAUUGAUUACUUAUCUAUUACAGAAUUCAUUUCUUCACCAGAAAUUUUUUUGGAUAGGGUAUUUACAGAAAGUAAAUUUCAAUUUGUCGGAUUUUUAACAGCUUUAAUCUUGUCAAACUGUAAUAUAGAGUCCGGUUGUACUGAUUCACAUACUACAAACCACAAAUUACUCUUUGUACCUUCAACAAUUUAUCCGGAAGAUUCACAGUCUAAUGGUACAAGUAAUAGAAAUAGUUCCUCAUAUUCUUAUGUGCAUUUUGUACAAUUAGAUGAGGUUAUUGAAUACGUUUUAUUCCAAACUCCUACUUUCUCAACAGCUUAUAGUCUGCGUUCCAUACUUAUCCAUUAUUCUUCAUCUUCCUGGUCUGAGACAAAGCAAGGGACUUUAAAAACCCUGGAUGGAUCAAUAAAGCGUCAGUUUCCAGAUGGACGUGUCACAAGUGUCAGUCUCCGAUGUACUGACCUAGAUCAAGAAAUGGUCACAAGUUUGGGAGUAUCAAAAGCUGUUUUGGAAAAUGUUAUAUUUUGCCACCAAGAAGAUUCUAACUGGCCUUUACAAGAAGCGAAAUCGGUAAAACAACGUUUCGACGAUUUGUUUGCUUCAUCACGUUAUGUGAAAGCACUGGAUGCCAUUCGAAAGUGUAAACAAGAUAAUGAUGGCAAUGUUAAAUUAUACAAAACUGAACUAAAACAUUUGACUAAAAAUCGUGAUGAAGCUUUGAAACUUCGUUCUGAACGAGAAGAAACUCUUCAUUCCAUUGAAAAACAGGAAAAACAUUUGGAAGAGAUUUCCGCAAAACUUCAACCUGUCGUUGAACAACUCAAUCGUUAUAAAGAACGUUAUGCAGAGCUAACAAAAUUACAAGCUGAAAUUAAGUCUUGUGAAGCUGAACGCGCUCAUUUAACAGAUGCAAUAAAGAAUUUAAUGUUAAACAUACAAGAUGAGUAUCAAGGAAGUGAUGAAGAAUUAAAGCGUUUGAUUGAAGAUGCCGAGACAGAAUAUGAAAAGAAAAAUCUUCUACUGAAUCAAUCUGAAAAUGCUUUACAAAAAAAACGUAAAGAGUUAAAUAAUUUAGAAACUAAUCAAACAAAAACUAUUGUCGAGAAAACACAAAUUGAAAUGGAGGUCAAGCGUUUAAAUGAAGCAAUAAUCAAUCGUGAUAUGAUCUUAGCCUCGGUUGUUGCAAAUUAUAUUCCAAGUGAUAAGUACGAAAAUGUAAAACAAUUUACCGAUGUAGAUGUAGAGUAUAUUGUACAGUUCGUUGAUGGAUUAUUACAUGAAUCGGAAAAUCAAUUAACAGAAGUGAAGCUCUUAUCAGCUAAUGAAGAAAGAAAAGUUCAAUCUGAUGUUGAUCUGGUUCGAGAUGAAUUGGCUGCAUUGAAACAAAAAAUAGAAACUAUAAAACGUAAUUAUAAUCAAAAGUCAUCUGAAGUGAUUAGUGUUAGAAAACGUUUAGAAAAUGAGCAUUCAUUAAAUGAACGUAUUGAAAAAAUCAAAAAUGAAUUUCAUAAAUCUGAAAUUACUGUUAAAGAUUUAAAUAUGGAUCAUGAACUGAACAAUUUACAUCAAUCCAUAACGGAAUCAUUAGCAAAGAAAAAGGAAUUGGAGCAUACUAUCAGUUUAUUAGAUGAAAAAAUUGCAACGUUUCAAAAAAAUGCCAAUAAGUAUCGUGAACUUGAACUUAUGCAAAAAGAAAGAGCAAGUAAACUUGAAGGAGUUCGCAAAAUACGAAGUCGUCAUGCUGAAGCAUUGGAACAAGUUUUCGCUGGUUCUAUGAUUCCCCUUAUAUCCACAGAAAAGUCACUCGAAGAACAAGCUAAUCCCAAUAAUAUUCGAUCUUUUAUUAAUGACCAAACACGUCUAAGGGUUGUGUUCGCCAAGCUACUCAAUGAAUUGGAACAAUCGGCGAGAGAUACAAGAAGACAGUUGGCUAAGCUUGAACAAGAACGUUCUUCACUUGAAGCUACUUCUAAAUUUACCAGAAACCAUCUACAAGAAAAACGUGAUCAACUAAAAACAUUAGAAGAAAAGCUUUUAUCUGUACCUGGCGCAGAUGAUCUGGAACAAACUCUCAUCAAUCUUCAGGAGAAACGUAGUCUUUUGGAAGAAGAAUAUGCAAACGAACAAGGAAGUGUAUUUUUGUGGCGUAAAUUUCGUGAUCGGUUAUCUCGUAUAGACUCUGAUUGCCCAGUUUGUCAUCGAUGUUUUGAUAGUGAUACAGAACGUGAUGAAUUAUUGAAUGAAAUUGAUAAACGAAUACAAACGUUACCUUCUGAAUUUGAACGUAAAAAACAAGAACUUAACGAAAUUGUUUCACGUCUUGAAUCAUUGGUCGAAUUACGUCCUAUAAGUUUAGAGAUCAAACGUUUACAUGAAGAACAAAUUCCAGAUCUAGAAUCAAAAACUAAAGCUGAGUUAGAUAAACUUGCUGAUGUACGCAGUCAACGAGAUAAGUUAUUAUCACCACGUUUGAUGUUGAUCAUAUCAGUUUCAUUAAAAAAUAUCAUGCUGUCUUUAGCUAUGCCAUAUUUCAGUUUUAUGAGUCGCAUUUUCGAUCAUACCUUCAUAUGUAUUAUAAAUCUGGUCUCCAAUAUCCAAUUCAUUAUAUUUGAUUCUCAAUCCAUUGACGUCUUGCAUGAGGAAAGAAAAUCGUUACGUGGGACAUUGUUAACAUUUUCCGAAACUAUUGACCAAAAACAAAAACGUGUUGAUCAGUUAAAUCAAGCUCAACGUGAAGCUAUCAAUGAAAUGCAUAGACUUAAAGAUCAAAUGCAUAAGUUGGAACAAGAGAAUUUAGAUAAUGUUCAACUGAAGAAUGAUCUUUCUCGUCUAACUCAUGAAUGUGAAACAUUAAAAAAAGAAUUAUCUGAAUUAGAAUCUGAACAGUUGCCAAUUGUUCAUUGUCGAUGGACUGAAGCAUGCGAUGAACGCAGUCGUAUUGCUAAGGUUCGUGAACGAAAUAUCCAACAAGCUACUACAAAGGUAACUGAAAUCAGUGAAAACCUGAAGAAAGUGACUGAUGCAUGCACGUUGGUCAAAAUUGCAUCGGAUUCUCAACCUGUAGAACGGUUAAAAGUCAUUCUUGAAACCGUCGAACAACUUCAACAUAAUUUUUCCCUUAUCAAAUCUGAAGCGGACACCUUUAUUGAGAAUAUAGAACACUUAAAAAAACAAAUCAGUGAACAUAAAAUGCGUCAACGCGAAUUGGCCGAUUGUGUCCAACUUCGUCAACUACGUUUUCAGCUGAGCUUACUCACAGAACGAACAGAGUCUCUUGCCAAAAAUCAAAUGAUUAAUGAUAAUAUUCCUCUAUCAGAUCAAGAUUUAAUCAGCGAAACUAAACGUUUAUCGUUAGAAGAGGAAAAAAUUUCCUUACGUAAACAAGAUAUAUCCAAUCAACUAAGUGAACUAAACGCAAAACUUCUUUAUCUUAAUCGUGAUUUGAAUGAAAAAUACUCCAAUGCUGACAAUGAAUAUCGGGAUAUGAUGUAUCAACUCAAAACUUCAGAAUUAGCUUGUUCAGAUUUGGAACGUUAUUAUAAGGCUCUUGACAGAGCAAUAAUGUCUUAUCAUGCUGUUAAAAUGGCUGAUCUCAAUAAAAUUAUCCGAGAAUUAUGGCGUAGUACAUACCGUGGCAAUGAUAUAGAUUACAUUGAGAUAUGUAGCGAAGAAGAUACAGCUGCAGCAUUGAAUGCUUGCCGAACACGAAGAACUUAUAAUUACCGUGUGGUAAUGGUAAAGACAACAUCAGGAAGCAUGUCGAUUCCUCGACCAAAAUCAAAAAACUCUACCAUAUGCAGUAAUGAAGCCCGUUUAGAUAUGCGUGGACGAUGUUCAGCUGGACAGAAAGUGCUAGCCAGUUUGAUCAUCCGUCUAGCACUGGCUGAAGUAUUUUGUCUUCAUUGUGGAGUGCUUGCUCUUGAUGAGCCAACUACAAAUCUCGAUCGGGAGAAUAUUGAAAGUUUAGCUUAUGCUCUGGUAGAAAUUAUAAAAAAUAGGAGCCGUCAAAAAAACUUCCAGUUAAUUGUUAUCACACAUGAUGAAGAUUUUGUCGAAUUACUGGGUAGAUCAGAUUAUGUGGAGAACUUUUUUCUACUAUCUCGUAAUACACAAGGUUUAUCAGAAAUUAGAAAAGUUCCUAUUGGAGAACAUUUUCACUGAAUAUACAUAUUGUUUGUUUAAAUGAUAUAAAUGAUCUUAUCAAAACUUCUUACUCGUUAUUACACUAAUUUUCAAUCCGUUUUUCCCUCGUUACAUUGAUUUGUUAUGGUGGUAGAUGUGAAUAUCCUUUUGUGUUAUGAUUUUAGUCAGAUAAUCAGA
Messenger RNA from Schistosoma turkestanicum, 6478 nucleotides. NCBI's taxonomy places the organism in Eukaryota, Metazoa, Platyhelminthes, Trematoda, Strigeidida, Schistosomatidae. The record is from the annotation of a GenBank genome assembly.